CAAGUAUGUUUUGGCUUGAUACUCUUCAUGAUUGUAAACUCGAUCAGCCUUUAUCAUUACCAUUUGAUCGAUAUCGUCUUGCACAUGAACACCGAACAGGUCGUGGAACAUCGAUUUCUUUUGAUUUUGGUCAAGAUCUCUCACAUCACUUUCUCAUUCAUGCAUCAUCAAAUAACAUAUCAUUGGAACAACUUGCACUUGCUACUUAUUAUGUCUUUUUAUUCAAAUUAACGAAUGGAGAAAAAGAUUUAUGCAUUGGAAUAAAUACACAUGGACGAUAUAGAGAUGAAUUUAACUCUAUCAUUGGAAUGUUUGUGAAUGCAAUACCUGUGCGAUGUCAACUCGAUCCUCAUUUACCAUUUCAUAAACUUACUAAGCACGUUCAAGAUAUUAUGAUAAAUUGUAUGAAAUAUUCAUAUUUUCCACUCCAACGGAUUCUCAAUCAACAUCCAAAUAUAUCAAAUCCUGUAUUUCUUGAUACAUCAUUUGAAUUUAUAUCACCUAUAAGAAGAGAUGAAGAGAAUGAAAUAAUGAUUAGUGAUAGUCGACUUUCUUUACUACCUCACUCAAUUAAGAUUAGUGAAGAUGAGAUAAUGAGUAAAUUCGAUUUCAUUCUUAGUUUUCAACAUGAUCUAAAUCUAAAUGAAUUUUCAUGCACCAUCGAUGCUUCAAUUGAUUUAUUCAAUGCUGAAACAGUUUGUAUAAUUGCACAAAGAUUACACACAAUGUUACAUCAAGAAUUUACAUCUUUUAAUAGUCAAAUAAACAGACCUGUUCAUGAAUUAUCAAUAAUAUUAUCAAAUGAACAAUAUCUAAUGCAAUCAUUGAGUAAUACACAAAUGUCAUUUUCAUCUUCUCUCACUUGUAUUCAUCAUGAGUUUGUAUGUCAAGUAAUGGAAAAUCCACAAAAACUAGCUGUUGAAUUGGAUGAACAAUCAUUAACAUAUAAUGAAUUAUUAUUUUAUGUACAACAACUUGCUCUGCAAAUAAUCAAUAAAUAUGAUAUUAAAUUGGGUGAUAUCAUUUGUCAAUGUGUGGAACGAAGUUUAUCAAUGAUUAUUGGUUCAUUAUCCAUUGAAAUAAUUGGAAGUGUAUAUUGUCCAUUAUCACCAGAAAAUCCCGAAGAACGUCUUCGAAAUCUUUUAGAACAAACACAAGCUCGUCUUAUACUUGUUCAUUCAUUAACAAAUCGAAUAUUUAAAAAUAAUUUUAUCACAUAUGAUAUUGAUACAGCUAUAAACAUUAAUGAUAAAAUUACAAAUGAUGAUCUCAAUCAAUUAACAAGUAUUUCAAUAACUCCAGACGAUAUAUCAUAUAUUGUUUUUACAAGUGGCUCAACAGGAAUACCAAAAGCGGUUCAAGUACGACAUCGUAAUUUAACUGUUUAUAUGCAAAGUGUUGCCGAAAUGACAACAUUGAAAAAAA
This is a messenger RNA of Adineta steineri, 1425 nucleotides long. NCBI's taxonomy places the organism in Eukaryota, Metazoa, Rotifera, Eurotatoria, Adinetida, Adinetidae. The record is from the annotation of a GenBank genome assembly.